Messenger RNA from Somion occarium, 1838 nucleotides. Lineage: Eukaryota; Fungi; Basidiomycota; Agaricomycetes; Polyporales; Cerrenaceae. The record is from the annotation of a GenBank genome assembly.
GUCCCCAAUCUUGAUCUGUUUCUGUCCACUACGCAUAUCGUCUGCACUUCUUUUUCUUUACUCCAGAUAUCUUUUAUUAAACCUGUCAAUCAGUCAAGAAGUAGUUUCCUCUAGUUUGGUUUCGAGCUAGUCAUGAUAUUUCCAUUGUUAGGCUCUUCUUUGCUAUUCUCGAUUUCGUGGUGAACACGUUCAGGUCCAAAAAUACACCAAAGACACUAUUCUGCGAGAUACACCAUCCUCUUAGUAUCCCCCUCCAAACCGCCUUUUUGAGUUCCUCAUUACCGCCGCAGUGUUGAGAGAUCCCCUGCACAUUUACAACAAAGGGCUUUAUCGAGUGGCGCAACCGAUAUGUUUAUUUACUACGACGACCUGUGAGACUUUCUCAUUCACGAGAUGGCCGGCCUAUUCGUUGGAACCAUGCCUCCACGUGGUUGCCUCGUCGACUUCCUAAGAAUAAAGUCACUGGAGAAGCUGAAGACAUCGCCGAAAGUCGACCUCUCCGGCGUGCCUUUCAAAAAGGUCGAAAAGGAUAUGUAUGAACCCUUAUGCAAUGCUAUCAACGAUUCUGGUAUCUGUGAUGGAUUCAAGUUGGUCGAAGUUUCAAGCUCAGUAGAGAGGGAUGACAUUCGACUACGCCCGGAUCUCGCUUUCGUAUCCUCCAGCGCUGAAGACCCGAUGGACUACACCAUUAUGGAAUUUUUCGUCGACGCUAAGCUUAGUGAUCUUGCGGAUCCCUUCUACGACAAGGACAAGUGCCUGGACGAUACCACCGAGAAUAUGACAGAAGAAAGUGCGGAGACUCGCGGACAGAUCAUAGCCUAUACAACCGCGUUACUGUCUCGCCAGCACAGACGAUUCACAUUCUCCAUUGUCAUUUGUGGCCAGUAUGCUCGGUUCCUCCGAUGGGACCGUGCUGGAUGCAUCGUCAGCGAUAUCUUCGAUUAUCUCGAAGAGCCGGACAUCUUGCUUGACUUUUUCUGGUACUAUGCGCGACUGACACGCGAAGAACGUGGCUUUGACCCAACUGUGGUGCCUGCUUCUGCUGCUGAGGCCAUACUCUUCUCUGAUGCCCUGUCGCGAUACAUUGAGGAAUCGAAACCACGGGACGUCAGCUAUCUGCAACCGAAACCCGAUUCUACCUAUUCAAUCUCCAAGAUGCCGAUUCCAAUGGCGAAGGGCAAUCGGGAGCUGAUUGUUGGCAAACCGUCCUGGGAUGCUGACUCUCCUGAUGGGACGACAAGGGCCUACGCUGCAUAUGACAUGGUGGGACACUCGAACUCUCGCUAUAUCAAGUGGGGUCCCCAAACUAAGGCCCAGCAUCUCGAACACGCUAGGAUUUUCCCACUUGGUGAAUUCUCUCUGGAACAGCGCCGUCAGUUCGAACAAUAUGCUAGGACAGCUAAAGUAGCUGUCCACCGUUACCGCCUCAAUGCCUCUCAGAUCUAUGUUGAAGACAUCCUCCUUCUCGCGGCUGCGGGGGGGGGGGUCUCCUUACUGAUGCGGUCGUCCGGGGGGUUCUUCAAGCAACUGGGUGGUACAACAGACCCUAACCUUUGAAAGGAUGGCCUAUAUUAAAUACAAGGGAGUUCGAAAAAUAUUGGGCGAUUGCCUAGCUAGUCUCGCAACGUUGUCAGAUUUCUCCACCACUAUGCACUGUCUUGAAUGCUACCAUACCGCUCAUUCAUGUUUCAUUCAUGUUAACCACUACCUAUCAUGUAAUUUUGUCAUUUAAACACCUCCAUACCUCAUUUCGAGUACUGAACACUGCAUCUCGUUUCUAUGUUUGCAAUGUUUGUAAUAGCAUCAUGCAUUAUGAAAGACGACCGUCGUGACCUCGU